This is a messenger RNA of Platichthys flesus (European flounder), 3748 nucleotides long. RefSeq names its product R3H domain containing 4 (gene r3hdm4). Lineage: Eukaryota; Metazoa; Chordata; Actinopteri; Pleuronectiformes; Pleuronectidae. The record is from RefSeq and is a predicted model, not a curated record. The transcript has 8 exons. Gene Ontology annotation, molecular function: nucleic acid binding. Bases 145 to 915 code for a protein of 256 amino acids.
UUCCUGUCUUUGUCAGUGGUGGGAGGAGCAGGUGAGCUGUUAGCUGCUAAACCCAGUGCCUGUUUAAAUCUGGAUUUCACUCUGUUUACCUCCCGCACGUGCACACGGUGAACCGCUCUGUCCGCGCGGCUCCGCUCCGGAACAAUGGUCGUUCUGUCGAACAGCAACGAAGAGCAGGAUUACAUCCUGAUAGAGGAGCGUAAAUGCUCCUCUCUGCCUAGCUCUCCCGCCAAGAGAGUGUCUCCCAGCAAAAAGAAACAUUUCUUUAUCAACCAAGCCAUCCGCAACUCGGACCUCACUCCUCGAGCCAAAGGGAAGAAGAGCCUCCGCCGCCUGGAGAACACACGCUUUCUUGCAAAUCUUCUCGAGAAGGAUGAUUGCUCCACAGAUGAUCUGGAGGUUUGCAGUAACCCGGCCAUCCCCUCCAUCUUCACCGAGGCCUGCACCAACAGAAAUUACGUAGAGCCAUGGAGCGACUUCAUGAACUGCUCCGGUGAGGAGCAGGAGAGGCUGCUGUCUCUGCUCGAGCAGGAGGAGGCCAAGAAGAAAAACCCCAACCCGCUCCUCAAAGACCAGAGGAAUAUAAAUCCUGCCUUCACUGCUCAGGACAGCUUCCAGAGGAUCGACCGCAGGUUGCGAGCCACUCUGAAGCGGAAACAGAUCCCACUGGGAAUUCUUGAAGUACUCGAGGAUAAUCUCCUGAGCUUCUUCAACACACAACCUCGCUCGGUUUACACAACCAACCUCGCCAGCAGCUUUGAGAGGCUGCUGCUUCACGCUGUCUGCCAGUACAUGGACCUCGUCUCUGCAAGCACUGACCACAACGGAUCGCGUCAGACUGAAGUGGUGAACAAACAAGACGAGUUUCUGCCUCCCGCACUUCUGCUGUCGGCCUACCUGGAGCAGAUGAGCUGAGGACAGGGCCGCGCCCAGUCUCCCCUGCAGUGCUCUGCUGCAGGCCGGAGAUGUGGAUGAGCUGCACAAUGUGUAAAGUCCACAAACAGAGCUGAACGAUACCUGCUUCCUUCUGGAUGGUCUGGUAACUUCUUUCAAUUAAUUUGAUUGACAAACCAAUCCAUAUUUCAUUGACACCUGCCUUAGUCUUAGGAUAUAUAUAUAUAUCCUAAGACUAUAUCCAUAAACUGUGUAUAAAGACGGACGCUGCUUCUCCACCUUCUCGCACAACAGUAUUGGAAGUCAUUUGAGUCUGUGCAGUAGUGAUCUGGGGCAGCGAGCGCCCACCGAUACGCCGAUUUCACCAAUCAGUCUCAACUGUCAAUCAUGAGGUUAACUCAUUUAAACAAAAUCCUCUUUUACAAAAUGUAUUAAACGUUUACUUUUUAGUCUGGUCAAUGUCCCAUCUGCUAACAUGGGUGAGGCGGGUAUUGAUAAGGUGGCGAGCUGUCAUGUCGUCCAUAUUUAUAUACAGUCUAUGAUCCUUAAAGUUUUGUUUUUUGGUGUAAUUCAAUGCAUCAUGUAUUUAUUUCUUUAAGAACAAAUGAACUACUGGACUCACAAAACACAAGAACGAAAACAAAAUGUAGGGAAACAUGCUCGCGUGCAUAGAUGGCAAAACAAAGGAGGUUACAGAAAGGAAAAAGUGUGUGACUGGCACAGAAUGAAACGACAGUCACGUUUUCAGAGCAUAAGCGUGACGUUGAGCUGAUGACGUAACUCUUCUCUCAGAUACAGUUCUUUCUGUUUACAUGGCGCGGUGCUACGAUACCAAUCUGAUACAACUUGAGACAAAGUGGGACUCGCAUUAAAGUCUUGCCUUCACAAAAAGAGUGUCAUUUACUUCAUUUUCCAUCAAUUUAAGCUAAAUUCCUAAAACAUAUCAUGUUAUAUGAAUAUAAAUAACAGCACACAAGGUAAACGUUACUUUUUCUAUAGGUUUCAGUGGUUAGAACGGUCUUGCGAGCUCAUAUUUAAUAUUUAUUGCAAUUAUGAACAAUUUCUUAAUAACAAAUAACGACUUAAAAACAAAUUUAAUUUAAAAUUGAAUGUUGUAGUCUCUGUUGAGGCUGUUGGACACUGCAGGGCCCGUAAUGUCUAACGCUGUGUAAAGGUGCUCAGCCGGAGGAAGUGCUCCGCGGCAUCACUGGAUUAGCCUGUCGGAUUUGUAAAGUAGUGAAGUAAGACGCAUGAAUAUUUAUCGUCUAUAUAUGCACAGUCGUCACUCAUCAUCUUACGUAAAUAAAUGUCUCAUCAAGAGUGUAAAAUAACAGACUCUCAUAAUCUUGGUAUGUAAACUGAUUUGUUUUCAUAAUCAUCUCUGUUUGCUCUUUGGGUUCGAUUUUCUUCGGGAUGUGCUUCUGGGGGGGUUUUUUCUUUUCUAUUUAUCUUUCUCUGAUAGCUUUGUCUACCCUGGUCCACACCGCUAUGUUUUACGGUUUGUUACGUAGGGGUGUACUCACUUUUCUUUUAACCAAAGGGUCAAUAUUGAAACAGCCAAGCACAGAAUGCAUAAUAAGUGUAACAUAAAACAAAAUCUCUUUUAGUUUUUUGCCCAUUUUAGAUUAAAUUAGUGAAAGCCUGGCAGCACUGUGGACGAACACAGUGUAUAGACAGCAGACGGCUGCAGCUGCAAAGCCAUAGGAUGGAGCAUAAUGGGCCACUUGAAGAGGAAAAUUAUUCUGAGAUUUGAGAAUAAGCUUUUAAUUUACAAGAUAAUAGUCAUGAUGAUAUGAGAUAAAGUUGUAAUUUUACAUACAUUAUCAUAGGAAUCAGGACUUGAUGGUUUCUUAAGAAACAAUGAGGUUGAACAUCAAGAUUUGGAUCCAGAAAGAUCAAAACUACGGAGAGCAAUGGUUCUGGAAAUCCUAAAUAUGUUUCUCCUCAUUCUUGUAAGUUAGGAUAUUAAAUUGCAACUCUUUUCUCAAGGUGUCAGUUAUUUCUUCUUCAAUAUGACCCUAAUACUCCAUCAUAUAGUAAAGAUGAGGAACUGUACUUUUAGAUUUAAUAAUGGACUUUUACAACACGCACAAUGUUUAAUCAGUUUACACAUGAACACACAACUUCCCUCUUAAAUGAGCUGAUAAUGGAGUGUGAGGAUAAACUGUGUGUACCCACUUUAGUAAGUAUGUUCCAAUGAUAUGAAUUCGACUGAGAUAACUAGAUUUAAGAUGUUUUGAUGGCAAAGACCUGCAGAGUUUUGACUCUCCUAUACGAGUCAAUUCUGUCUGAACAUCUACUUUACCAGAGAAGCACUUCUGCCUUAUGUACACAUGUUUCCAUCUGUGUAUAUAGAUAUUUAUACAUUUAUACUUGACUGGAUGUAGGAAAGAGGUAUCCGGGUUAUUUAAAUAAAAAUAUCUGAUCCCAGAUUACUUUUCAAGCUGCUGCCUGCAGUGUUAGAAAACUUGACUUAUUGGUGCAUUUUGUCAACAACCAAAGUUUGUGUGUUUGUUCUCAACUUCUCAGGCUUUGAAUGUCUCACUCUGAAUGUCAUGUAGUGAUUUCACAUGGUGUCAUUUUUCUGUGUACUGUAAACUCGCCAAAAUGAACUUAUCUAGGUCAUGUUCACCCCAGAACCCCAGGGUGCUGCCAACUUUUUAAAUACUUGUAGACGUAGUACUGCUGUAAAUAAUGAACACACGUAAUUGACUUGUGCCAACAUAAAAAAAAACAAAAGCUUUCUACACUCAACUGUAACUUCUGUGUGUAUAUAACUGUGUGCAGUAGUAUCUUCACUAUUUAUAGGUAUCACUGCUUCUAUUAAAGGAUUCAAGAUCUUCUUUUCUUCUCA